This is a messenger RNA of Stegodyphus dumicola, 387 nucleotides long. RefSeq lists its product as uncharacterized. NCBI's taxonomy places the organism in Eukaryota, Metazoa, Arthropoda, Arachnida, Araneae, Eresidae. The record is from RefSeq and is a predicted model, not a curated record.
AUGGUUAGGAAGAAGAAUGCCCAACUUCAAACUGGACUGAGACGUAUGCUUCUGAAUGUCAUCCGCAAACUUCAAGGCACAAAAGGCGCCACACUUCGGGAUCUCAAGUCUUACUUCUUUGAUUCAGCGAUGAGACUUAAAUUAUUCCUGAAGAGUGCCUUAGAUUGUGGCAUUUUAUCAAAGCUAUAUGGACAUUACAAAGUCAUGGAAAGUGGAAGACGUCGCAGAAGUUCUCGCAGAAGAAGACGAGGGAGAGGCCCCAAAUUGGAAGGGGCUCCAAAAGGCCAUAGGCGUAGGAGAAGGAAUGCAUGUCCUAAAAGAGGAAAGUCUCGUCGAAGAAAAUCUUGUGGGCGCAGGAAAUUACGAAGGAGGGUGCUACUUUGGUAG